Messenger RNA from Seminavis robusta, 767 nucleotides. The record is from the annotation of a GenBank genome assembly. Lineage: Eukaryota; Bacillariophyta; Bacillariophyceae; Naviculales; Naviculaceae.
GGAUCGAAGCUUCUUCUUUCAUUUUGUUCUGCCAUGUCGCUUUGUGCUGUCAUGUAGCAUGUGCCGAAGAAGUCCAACAGUGGUUUUCUCUCAAACACAAAACCACGCUCAUGAUACGAGAACACUUCUUUUCUCCAUAAUAGAGCUCAUUUGUCCCGGCUGUACUUGAUAUUAGAGGAUAGAUUGAAAAAUAGAAACCAUGACUGAUAUAAAGGUUCCCUUCCUUGCUGUUUUCGUUUGCAUGGUCCUCUCCUUGCAAGGGUGUUCAGCAUUCCUGUCUGCAGGACCAAUUGCCCAAAGCUCCAAAGCUUUUGAGAGUCGCCUUUUUCUUAUCGAAGAUCUCUCGAUCCUAGGCGAAGAAUGCACGGCGGUAUCGGAUGGCGAUGCGGGUGGGCUCCUGGAGUCUCUGAGAAAGAGAAAAGAUGAACUGGACAUUGGCAUUGGGAAGAGAUACGUUUGUCGCACUCAAAAAGGGUUUCUUAAUGUUCACAAGGAGCCUGGUGAACCCUUCAAUCCGUACAAUGUUGUGCAUCAGCUCAAAGAAGGAGAUAUCGUGACUUCCACGGGACCUCCACGAGGAGGUUGGAUUCGUCACGACAAUGGUGGCUGGAGCAUUUCCAAGUACAACGGGUUCACGUGGCUGGAGGAAUUAAAAGAGUAAGAGGACAAAUCAAAACUUUUGCGCUGGCAAUAAAAGGAAGAACCAACAAUUUUGUUAUAUGGCAUAGAGCAACGAACACAACGCUAUAGAUGUAACUGUUUUUGUC